CUCAUAAAAGUUCUCGUCUUCCACCCCGGAGCGUUGCCGUGAGAACUGUGUUUCAGCCGCCGAAGGAAGCAAAAGCCUGUCCCUCCGGGCUGGCCGUGUGUCUGUCCGGAGUCCCAGCCUGCUGUUAGCCACGUCAGUCCGAACGCCAGCAAAGCCUGCUCGCCUCGGGAUUUUAAAGCACAGGAUUGCAAGCAAGUCCAUGAGGUCCAAUCUUACAUGGGGCGCCUGGAGACUUCAGACAAAGAGUCAGUACACUUAGUAGAAAAUGAGAUUCAGGCAAGAAUAGACAAUAUAUUCAGCAACUUGGAACGUCUGGAAAUCCUGUCCAGCAAAGAACCUCCCAAUAAGCGACAGAAUGCUAAACUCCGAGUUGACCAGCUGAAGUAUGAUGUUCAGCAUCUGCAGACAGCUCUGAGGAACUUUCAACAUCGCCGUUACAUCCGGGAGCAGCAGGAGCGACAGCGAGAAGAGUUGCUUGCACGUACAUUCACUACUAAUGACUCUGACACCACCAUACCGAUCGACGAAACAUUACAGUUUAAUGAAUCCCUCCAGAAUGCCCAUCGUGGCAUGGAUGAUCUUAUUGGCAGUGGGACCAACAUCCUUCAGGGGCUGAGGGACCAGAGAGUGACAUUAAAGGGUACUCACAAGAAGAUCCUGGAUGUUGCCAACAUGUUGGGCUUAUCCAAUACAGUAAUGCGGCUGAUUGAGAAGCGAGCCUUUCAAGAUAAAUACUUCAUGAUUGGGGGAAUGAUUUUAACUUGUGUAAUUAUGUUUCUCGUCGUGCAGUAUCUGACCUGAGCUACUGAACUAUUGCCAGAGGAGAUUGUCUUUUGGAGCAAGAUGAACUGUCCUCCAAACUGUACUUUCCUCUGAGUGCUGCUUUGGAUGAGCCCCUCCUGUGAACUUCAGAGUUUACAAAUCACGCUCAGACACAUGUCAUGUGGAAAGCACGUAGGGAAACAAAUUUUUCUGGGGAUGCUGUAGUUGAGAAUGGCCCUAUAAAAAUAACCCUAGCCUUUACUGCUCUCACCUUAUUGUCUGCAAGUUUAAGAAUCUGGUUAAAUAGGAAGCAGAAGCGGAAAAUUUUGCCCAGCUGUAUUGCAAGGUAGGAGUGUCCUUUUGGGUAGAUAGGGAUAAGAGCAUGCAAAGGCAGAGCAUAAGAUGUAGUGAGCCUUUCCUGUGCUAGCUAGAAGUGACCGUGAUCACUGUAUUUUGCAAUGAAAGAAUGCCACUGAGGAGAAUUGCACAUUGUGGGCACGCUCCUGCAGAGUAGGUGUGCAAAAAGAGGUGGGAAGUGAAGGGUUCCCAUCUGCAAACUCACCGUUUUGCUUGGAGGGAGAAGGAUUUGUGGGGAAGGGUCUUAAAGCACGGUUAUAACCUCAGCUAACUUUUUUGUUUACACGUACAGUAUUAACCAGCACAAAUCUUCCUAUUUUAGGCUGAAAUGCUUCUCAUCUUAUCUGAGGUAUGUUUUGGUACCUUUUUAUGCCCCGCUGCUUCCCAGUGGAAGCUGAAUGCUGUACUCCUGCCUGCUUUCGGUCAGAUGCACAUCAAGCCUGUGUUAGCUUACCAUGCCUAGUACCAAAUCCAGCCUCCAAAAACCGUAAGACUGACAUUUUUCAUGGUAGUUGCACAUCACGUUUUGGUGAGUUGUAUUCAUUUUCUGAGGUGGUUGGUUGGGGUUUUGUGCUCUGUAGCUGGUAUUUUUUGAACCAGUGAAGCAGGCAAGUCCUCGCUGUGCUCAGAUUCAGAUUUGUGAUUUUUAUGUUCACAGAGCUGGAAUUGGCUCUCUCUGCUGUUCUUUACAUUCAGAAUAACAGUGGGAUCCGGGCAACAGACCUUUCCCUUAAAAUCAGUUGUCAUCAGAAGAGUUUCCUGAAGUUAUGUGCCUUGGGAUGGUAAACAUCCCGCAUCCUUGGGAAGGGUGUUCUUUGCGUUAUCCUUUGUACCUGCAAAAUUACUGUGAAAGACAUUCUCAUACGUAUCAUCUCACAGAGAUGAUAGCCAACUUAGACGUAUCUCCUUGGUUGUAGAUAUCUAUCCACAUUUAAACAUUCACAGUUAUGAAAUGCCUCCUUGUUUAAAUAUGGUACUCCUUUCCCUGCAGACUGUGGGGGCUCUGUUAGAACGGCCAUCCUAAGAUUUUGGGCGUCAUCCAUUUCAAUCAGCCUUCAGAUGCAUUCCCAUCCCAAUUUGUGUACAAGUCUGGAGCAUUUCCAGAUGUCUGGCAGUGGCGCAGAAGUGUCAUAUUCAGAUGAUGUGGCAUAAUGCUGGCAAUUCCUUCAUUUUUUUUCUGUCUGGAAUGGUUGUGGGUCUCUUAAUUAGUAACAGAUUACAAGUUCUGCAUUCUAUCUUUGCUGCAAUAAGCUUUGCUUUUAUUAUGUAGCCUGUUGCAAACUCGGAGAAAUGGUAUUAAUAACUGUAAAAAAUGAAUUUCAGUUAAUAUGGGCAAAUGAAACAGGCUUUAGCUGUGCUUGUUUACAGUUGCAUAACUAAAGUAUUGACUGACCUGUGUGCUGUGGCAUAGCUUUACAGCCCAGAUGAGAGUACCCAAUUUGAUCAGCUGUCACAGGCCAGUCAGCUUCAUACUUGGAACCCGGGGCAAGAGAGGAGUCGGCACUCAGAGCGCUAGCUGGCUGCACUGCAGACACAAGAGUGGAGGCCAAGAUGCUGUCAGUGCCUGGAUAAUCCUAUCAGAUGGUUCAGCAGAAGAAAGCAGGAAAGCCUCAAUGCUUGUUGAAUAUCCUGUGUGCUGCCCGCCUUCUGGCUGUCCGUUUUGUGAUUCUCAAUGUGUUUGAUGCUUCUGAGAUGUUUCGUGCUCUUUGUGUUCAGUCUGCUGUCCCAAGGAAACUCAUUAGCAGACCGGUUUUCAUUUGAGCCCGAGGGGCUAGGGAAUUAAAAGGAAAAGAGGAAGUCUGCAGUGAUAGAUCAUCUGUCUUACUGUAUCUUUAAAUCUUAAAUCUAAAUUUACCUGAAAUUUAUUUUAAAUAUGAAAUCUGAUAGAUUUAGCAUACCAUGCACUUGCGAGAUCAUAUUCUGUGAGAUCAGAUGGGCACCUUGUAAGGCAUCCCUGGCAAAUCUUUUUCUGUUCCGAUAAACUGGUCCAAUUCCACCUUGAUUUUACAACUUUAUCGUUUAGUGUUUAAAGGAUGUCAUUUGAGAAUGUUUAAAGUUUAUAUAGUUGUGACCUGGUGUAGCAGGAUUUGUCUUAUACCAAGGUGGAACUCUAGCCAAUUUGUUUCCUUUUUUGGCUUGUGGUAGGAGCCAUAAAAUAAUUGGAACUGGAUGUUUUUUCUGUUUUUGAGACCAGCUUAGCAUUUUAAUACGCGUUUCUCUGUUCACUUAUUAUGCCCUUUUAGAGUCUCCUUGUUCUUGUGUAGGCUAAUUUCCCUUUUGUAAGCCAAGUGUCCUUGCUAUUCAUGAUGUCUAAAGGUGAGAUGUGGGGCCUGAAGGAACCACUUAGGUAACUGGAUUUGACGUGUAACUUCAGACAAAUUUGUACUACAUGUUAAGUCCAAAAUGACUUACAAGAGCAUCUGUGCUAUCUCAGAUGGUUAGUGUAAAACCCUCAAAGCCUCUGUCAUUACAGUGUGCCACAGCAGGAGCACAGGUAGGAUCAAGAUCCCUGCUAACAUGAAAUGAGACAGAGCUGAAACCCUGGUGGCUUUACACAUAUUGCUGCUACAGCUGUCUGUAAAGUUUCCUUUCUUACUGAAGACUACAUUUCCUUCAACAGAGCUGCUUAGCUUCUGAACUUCUGUGGCACAGCAAGCGUUCUAGCUGUUGGAUGAACUGCUCUCUCACGAGAGGACACUGUGGAAAUUAACUUGCCUCUGGAACAAAACUUUCUACCAGUAUUUUAUACAUAAAGGGGCAAGGGUGGGACAUGAUGUGAUUCAUGUGACGUGUUAUGUGAAUAAAGAUUUUUCAACCAAAA
This is a messenger RNA of Gymnogyps californianus (California condor), 3940 nucleotides long. It is a transcript of the gene GOSR2, whose product is annotated as golgi SNAP receptor complex member 2. Lineage: Eukaryota; Metazoa; Chordata; Aves; Accipitriformes; Cathartidae. Bases 217 to 801 code for a protein of 194 amino acids. Gene Ontology annotation, molecular function: SNAP receptor activity; SNARE binding. Gene Ontology annotation, biological process: intra-Golgi vesicle-mediated transport; vesicle fusion. The record is from RefSeq and is a predicted model, not a curated record. Gene Ontology annotation, cellular component: SNARE complex; ER to Golgi transport vesicle membrane; endoplasmic reticulum membrane. The transcript has 6 exons.